AUGUCGCUUGAAGAAAAGUUUCCGGCAUAUGGUGGUCGUGGGCCGGGCGAUUUGCGCCUCGGCAUUUCCUUGGCUAUCAUUGCCACCGUCUUCAUGGCUAUGCGUGUUUAUGUGCGGUUGUUUAUGAACAAAUUUGGCACUACCGCCCUGAUGUGGUCACUCGCUGCUUGGUUGCUUACUGCUAUUACUCAAGUCUUUGGAAUCCUUUCCGUCCUCCAUGGUCUCGGAAACCAUAUCACACUCAUUAUCAAAGUCGGCGAACUACACAACUUCCUUCUUUUUACCUGGGUUACCGUCUUCUUCUUCAAUCUUGCCAUUCCAACCGGUAAAGUGGCUGUCGCGGCAUUCCUGAUUGAAAUGAAUGGACAAAGCAACCCGAAAAUCAGAAAGAGCUUGAUCGCCGUCGCCGUCCUAAACAUCGUUCUCAACAUACCCCAAGUCUUGAUGGUAUGGUUCCAAUGCACCCCGGUCACCGCGCUCUGGGAUCCUCUGCAACAGGAUAAAUGUGACCACCGCAAGAGCGUAUAUUAUACAUACUUCGUCGGUGCCAUCGCCGCCCUUUCGGAUAUCUAUCUCGCCAUUGUCCCUAUUCAUAUGCUCCUGCCUCUAAAGAUUGAUCGAAAGCUCAAGUGGGGUCUGAGUUUCCUCAUGGGCUGCGGUGUCUUUGCGGGUGUAGCUGCUAUCCUUCGUACAUGGGCUGCCAAAUUCAUUCUGAGUGAAGACUCUUCUUACGGCGUUGGCAUUCUGUUCUGCUGGGGUGAAGUUGAGGAGUGGCUUGUCCUAAUCACCAUGUCCAUCCCACCAGUCUGGCCUCUCUUCAGACCCUUCACCAAUCGCUUCAUCAAGUCGACUAUCACGGGAAGCAAGCGAAAGAGCUACAUGUACAACUACAAGGCGCCAUAUAGCACGACAGCGGUCGGUGAUCAAUCACCGGGAUUCCCACCUCCCAUGUCGCCAGGAUUCCCUCCCCCUAUGGUCACCACUACCAUAUCUAUCUCUUCAGCGAAGGAUGGCGCUACUACUAUUGUGCCAUCGGAAACGGGUUCGCGACUAUCAGAUGAGCGGAUACCACACAGCAUUCUACACGACAAGAGUUCGUCUACAACUUGGGUCGAGUUGUCCCCAGUGAAAGACCCACGGCGCUCACCUUGA
This is a messenger RNA of Penicillium cataractarum, 1152 nucleotides long. RefSeq lists its product as uncharacterized. NCBI's taxonomy places the organism in Eukaryota, Fungi, Ascomycota, Eurotiomycetes, Eurotiales, Aspergillaceae. The transcript is spliced from 4 exons. Bases 1 to 1152 code for a protein of 383 amino acids. The record is from RefSeq and is a predicted model, not a curated record.